GUCGAAAUGGAAGCGGGGGCUUUUGCUCAUGCUGCUACUAUUGAGCCAAUCGAAUCGCGAGACCGGGUCGACGAGGUGGACGAGUUUCCUACGUCUGAUUACGAUGCCGAGUCUGUCAGCUUUCAGGCUGCAAGCUUGAAUUCGAGUAUAUAUCAACACUUUUAUGAGAAUGGAAGGCGGUAUCACCACUAUCGGCAUGGGACGUAUCCGAUCCCGAAUGACGAUGCCGAGCAGAAUCGAGAUGAUAUGAAGCAUGUAAUGAUGCUUGAACUUACCGACGGCAAGCUAUUCUUCGCCCCGGUCGGUAAUAACCCACAGAAGGUCCUGGACUUGGGCACUGGGACUGGCUCUUGGGCUAUUGAAGUGGCCGACAUGUACCCCAGCGCUUCCGUCGUUGGUGUUGACCUCAGUCCUAUACAGCCCUUGUGGGUGCCACCGAACCUGAAAUUCGUUGUCGACGACAUAGAAGAUUCAUGGAUGCUUGGAGAUGGCUAUGACUUUGUGCACAUGCGCUGUAUCAGUCCGUGGUUGAAAGAUCAACCAACAGUCCUUCAACAAGCGUAUGAACAUCUUAAUCCGGGAGGGUGGAUAGAAAUCCAGGAGCUCGAUGCUCGUGCAAACUGCGAUGAUGGAUCUCUUCCGCCUGACUCCUCCCUAGGCAAAUUCUUUGACACGGCCGAGGCUGCUGUAAGAAGUUUCGGCAUGAACUUCAGAGCUGGCGAGAGACUUGGGGAGCCCCUCCAAAAAGCUGGCUUCAUCAACGUGGGAUGCAUAGUAUUAAAGGUGCCCAUUGGAGCGUGGGCAAAGGAUCAGAAGCUACGCCUAAUAGGACUGUACUGUCGGACUGCCGUGGAGGACAUGUUUGGAGCCAUGGCUGCAAAACCUUUCCGCCGGAUUAUGGAGGCCAAGGACAUCGAGGCAUUCCUAGCGGCGGCAAGAAAGGAUCUUUAUGAUACAGAGAUUCAUACAUACGAGAAGUACUAUUUUUGGAUGGGACAGAAACCGCUGGUUUAA
Molecule: messenger RNA, 1014 nt
Organism: Fusarium falciforme
Lineage: Eukaryota; Fungi; Ascomycota; Sordariomycetes; Hypocreales; Nectriaceae
Exons: 7
Coding region: 7-1014 (335 amino acids)
Molecular function (GO): methyltransferase activity
Source: RefSeq, a predicted model, not a curated record